Messenger RNA from Naegleria gruberi, 480 nucleotides. RefSeq lists its product as uncharacterized. The record is from RefSeq and is a predicted model, not a curated record. Lineage: Eukaryota; Heterolobosea; Eutetramitea; Acrasida; Naegleriidae. The transcript has a single exon. The coding region runs from base 1 to 480 and encodes 159 amino acids.
AUGAAUUCCGAAAGUAAUAUUCGAAAGAUUUUACUGAAUGAAAAGUGGAAUGAUCUCUUUCUGAAAUUCUCAGAAAAGUGUUUUGCAUGUGAAGAUGUCAUGAUGUGGAACGCCAUUGAAAAAUUCAAAGCAAUCAAAUCAGAAAAACAAAGAAGAGAAUUAUUUUACAAUAUUUGUAAUACAUAUAUUCGACUUGGAGCUCCUCUUGAAUUGAAUAUUUCAAGAAAGGAUUUUGGAAUUCCAGAAAUAAUGAAAACAUUUGAAGCUUUGAGAGAAAGUGCAAUCAGAGGUUCCAGUGGCUCACCUUCAGGAACUGAUUCACCAAAGAAACGAACAAUAUUUGCAAUUACAUCUGAAAUGUUUGAUAGAAUUCAAACAGCUUGUGAACACAACAUGUUGGAUAAUUAUACUCGUUUCCAAGCAUCGUAUGAGAAACAGUUGGAGAAGGAAUUGGGAGUUUUACCAAUCAUGAAGGUCUAG